Molecule: messenger RNA, 1488 nt
Organism: Habropoda laboriosa
Lineage: Eukaryota; Metazoa; Arthropoda; Insecta; Hymenoptera; Apidae
Product: venom acid phosphatase Acph-1-like
Exons: 7
Coding region: 181-1437 (418 amino acids)
Biological process (GO): dephosphorylation
Molecular function (GO): phosphatase activity
Source: RefSeq, a predicted model, not a curated record
GUAUCAGCUUCAUUAUUCUAUUGUGGUGAAUACAAAAAGAUCGUCAAACAAAUAACUAUAAACACUCAUGUGAAUACACGAAAUCACUUGACGUUUCAGUAAUUGUGCAACUGUGUACAGAAGCAAAGUAUUGUAUUUCUAACGAAAAACGAAAAGGAUCCUUUGUUGAACUUUUAUAAGAUGAAAACCGAAGAAUCGAGAAUGAGAGUGGUUGUAACGUUGCUAAGUGUGCUGUUCAUUUCAAUGGUACCUGUGAACUCGAAUCCAGAAUUGAAAUUACUACAAAUUGUAUUUGCUCAUAAGACGUUCGCCCCAAUUUUGGAUUUAAUAAACAGCAAUGAAAUGGAUGUACCUAGAAGAUUAACUUAUGAAUAUUUUAACACUGCUCCUCUCACUAUGCCCAAUAUCAAUAAGCUUAACAUGCACAAACUGGGAGCCCAUUUACGUGACGCGUACGAUGAAUUUCUGGGUGAUAUUUACACGCACGAAACAAUGAAAAUGCAAACGGCCGGGUAUACUUUGUCGAUGAUAUCUGGUCAAUUAGUGAAUUCAGGUCUUUGGCCUCCAGCGGAGAGUCAAAAAUGGAACACGGAUAUAAACAACUGGCAACCAAUACCUACAGAAUACUUGCCCAUGCAGAAAGAUACAUUGUUUCUUGGAAUACAUUGUCCGAGCUUUGCACUCGAAAUGGAAAAAAUGUUGAGAAUGAAUACGGUGCGAGAAAAAUUGUCGCAUUAUGCACCUUUGUUCGAUCAUAUAUCUUCACAUACUGGAAUGAAAAUUCAACAGCCAUCAGAAGUAGCUCUGUUGUAUGCUGUUCUUGAAACGAAAGCCGAUCUGAACCAAUCGCUUCCACAAUGGGCGCAAGACAUUUUUCCUGAUGGAGGAAUGUACAAUGUAUCUUUGCUAGAAUAUGAUCUUCUUUGUGAAACUUCUCUGCAAAAACAAUUGAAUGGUGGUACAAUUCUGAAAGAAAUAUUAGCAAAUUCAUUGAUGUAUAUUAAGGGAAGCAUACCUAAAGAACGGAAGCUCAUGGUAUACAGUGGUAACGAAAGAAAUAUCGUUGGCGUUUUAAAAGCUCUAAACUUAUGGUCACCGCACAUUCCUAACGAGGCCGCUUCUGUGAUUUUCGAACUGUAUUUUGACAAUAAAACAGGAGAUCAUGGAAUGAAGAUUAAUUACUAUACAGGGGUGGAUGGAGAUACUAUUCCUUUGAAAAUACCAAAUUGUACAGAAAUAUGUCCGAUGAAUACAUUCUUGCGUUCAGUAUUUGAUGUCCUGCCGCAAAACGCAGAACUAUUGUGUAACUGGAAAAAGAUUGAUUGGUCUGAUAACAAUGUAAUACUGAGUAAUUCUAUAUACAGUAGAUCUUCAUCAAGUACAUUAGACAGUAUUAUAUUUACCCUGUUAUUAGUAAUUACUUUAUUCGUACAUUAGUUAAUUUGUAUACAUAUUAAUUUCGUCACACUGCAAACAAUCGUAAGGUUU